GAUUUUCUUUCCCGCCGCCAUGUGACUGCCAUCAUAAGACUGGCCCGCCUCGCUUGUAUCCAUCGUAUGCGACACCGACAUGUAUCUCAGGAGCUAUCACUCGGACUAUGUUUCCUGCUCGGCUCGUUGUCGCGAAAGUGAAGGUUCCAUGCGCCGCGGCACUGCCUCCUCCUGAGCACUCGGAUUUAAUUUGCCCGGGCUAGCACUGCUUCGGAUGCGGAAGCAAAUUUCCAGCGAACAUCCGAGUGUCUGUUCAUAAGCGAGGCCUGCGAGAGGUCCCUUACCAACCUCCUCCUUCUCAGGGAUUCGGAGCUCGGGAGAACUUGGUGGCGCAGUUAUAGUGACAGAAAAUCAACAUGGAGUUUAUGGCUAGCUCAGUGGAUGCAGAGGUGUCUUACCCUCAUCAUACUGAUCCUACACCAGUAUUCCUUCAUGCAUGCGUAGGAGACGCAUCGUUCGCCGCAUCGUUGUGCCUGGUCUGCAAGACCGCACACGAGUGGCUGAAGCCUGUCCUGUACCGCACGGUCGUCCUCUCCUCCUCGCGGCAAAUCAUCGCCUUCGAGCGCACCCUCCUACUCUCCCAUCCCUCCAUCGCUACGACCGUGCGGCACCUCUGGCUCGGCCCCAGCAGCUCGCACGUAGAGCGCGACCUCUCCUACGCCUCCACCGCCUGGCCCGUCACCCUGCUGCACCAGAUCCUCGCGCGGUGCACCUCCCUCCAGAGCCUCGCCAUCGUCAACUUCGCGCAGCACCUCAUGUACCGCAUCGCCGGCGUGAUCCCCGCGAGCGUGAUGUCCAUCCACGCGGGGCCCGUGCACGGACACCUCGACGUCCGCCACCUGCGCUGCGCCGCGAACCUGCGGAGCGUGACGAGCAUGGACACGUACCUCUCCGACUGGGAGGUGCAGGAGCUCGCGGGCGCGCCGUUCCUCAAGAGCCUCCGCAGGUUCUACAGCGCCCGCACGGCGAUCGAGUACGCGUUUGACCAGCUCGCGGCGGUGCGCGGCGCGCCGGGCCUGGAGACGAUGGAGGUCCUGUGCUGUACGGGAGCGGCGGAUAUCGGGGGCACGCUGGAGACCCUAAAGGGGAUCGCGAAAGGCCGGGAGGGGAGCGAUGACGAGCGGGUGGUCAUCACUGCGCGGACGGGCCGUGGUAGAGAUGGCCUUGCGGAUGGUACCCGCGCGUUUUACGACGACUGGGUUGACAGCCUUGGCAACCAUGGACCUAGCUGUCCCGCAAGCGGCCUAUAUCGCAGCGUGAGUGCUUCCUGAGGUAGGUCAUGAUUCGGUGCUCAUCCCAACCGUCUUGCAGGUUUCGUGGAGGGUUGCGUCAUCUUCUGACAAAGAACCUGAUCCCCCUUUUGAGUGACGAUGUUCUGCUACACGGUAUGUUAUUAUAAAGCUAUAGCAUCUGGUUUUGCAUCAUGUUUUACUGUAUCUUUGACUUCUUAAUGACGAGUUGGCGGGUUUUGGAUUGGGACUUCGCGCGCGAUCCUACACAAGAAUUCGUUUCGCAGUCGUGUUGCUGUAGUGUAAUUCUGCUGCUCACUAUCUGAUGCCUGAUGGGGCUGGCUUGGGGCUGGCUCAUGAUCGUAUAUACUGU
Messenger RNA from Fomitopsis serialis, 1602 nucleotides. RefSeq lists its product as uncharacterized. The record is from RefSeq and is a predicted model, not a curated record. Bases 357 to 1271 code for a protein of 304 amino acids. Lineage: Eukaryota; Fungi; Basidiomycota; Agaricomycetes; Polyporales; Fomitopsidaceae. The transcript is spliced from 3 exons.